AUGGCUUUGGAAAUGGAAGUUAAGGAGUUAAUAGCCUUCAGUGAUUCAGAUUUACUCGUGCACCAAACAUUGAAGCAAUGGAUAACCAAAGAUUCAAAAAUCUUGCCAUACCACUGUAAUUUGCUCAAUCUGGCUAAACAAUUUCAAAUUUUGGAAUUCAGACAUCUCCCACAAGCCCGAAAUGCAUUUGCAGAUGCCUUGGCCACCUUAUCUUCUAUGAUACAAUAUCCAGACGAAUUAGGAAUCGAGCCUAUCCAAAUUCAACUCCAAGACAAGCCUGCUCAUUGUUGGGUAGUAGUCAAGACAUCUGACAAAAGCCCUUGGUACAAUGAUAUUAAGGAAUUCAUCAAAACCGGGUCUUACCCUCCAGAAGCUAGUGCAAAUGACAAGGGUUUCCUGUGCAGAAUGGCCUCGAAGUUUUUCUUAAAUGGAGAGGUAUUAUACAAAAAGACCUUAGAUUUGAACCUCUUAAGAUGCAUCGAUGAAGAUGAAGCUCAAUACAUGAUGAAAGAGGUGCAUAGCGGUGUCUGCGGACCUCACAUGAAUGGACAUUUGUUGGCAAAGAAAAUUAUGAGAACCGGGUAUUUUGGCUUACAAUGGAACGCGAUUGCAUAG
Messenger RNA from Coffea eugenioides, 615 nucleotides. RefSeq lists its product as uncharacterized. Lineage: Eukaryota; Viridiplantae; Streptophyta; Magnoliopsida; Gentianales; Rubiaceae. The record is from RefSeq and is a predicted model, not a curated record. Gene Ontology annotation, molecular function: RNA-DNA hybrid ribonuclease activity; nucleic acid binding. The transcript has a single exon. Bases 1 to 615 code for a protein of 204 amino acids.